GUGACGAGAGAAAUCGAGAAUUUUUCCGAAUCAUUGAAAACCGGAAAAAUCAACUAAAUUUGUAACCAGAAUUUUCGGGAAUAUACGGGAUUAUCCUUUCAAUUCGUUUAAAUACCAUAUGUGUCCACCUUGAUCAUCAUCAAACUAUAAAACUCACUUGUGAUUGCAAUCUGCAAAGUUUCAAUUUUCAGCUAAGUGAUAGAAAGAUGUCUCUCAUCCCAAGUUUCUUGGGUGGACGAAGGAGCAACGUUUUCGAUCCCUUCUCCCUGGACGUGUGGGAUCCCUUCAAGGAUUUCAACUUCCCCACUUCUCUUUCUGCAGAGAAUUCAGCAUUUGUGAGCACUCGUGUGGAUUGGAAGGAGACCCCGGAAGCACACGUGUUGAAGGCUGAUGUACCAGGGCUGAAGAAGGAGGAAGUGAAGGUUGAGAUUCAAGAUGAUAGGAUCCUUCAGAUCAGCGGAGAGAGGAAUGUUGAGAAGGAAGAUAAGAACGACACGUGGCAUCGCGUGGAGCGUAGCAGUGGAAAGUUCAUGAGGAGGUUCAGGUUGCCAGAGAAUGCAAAAGUGGAUAAAGUGAUGGCUUCUAUGGAAAAUGGGGUUCUCACUGUUACUGUUCCAAAGGAAGAGGUUAAGAAGGCUGAGGUUAAGGCCAUAGAAAUCUCUGGUUGAUCCAUGUCUUGUCUGCGAGAUUUGGUUUGUUGUAAUAAUUAGUGUUGUGUCUUUGAGAAAGAUGUUACGUUGUGAAUUGUAACUUCUAAGUGGUUACUUGCAUUGUGUUCAUGUCAAUAAAAUUCUGCAUUUAAAAGAUUUUGUACUAUGUCAUGUGUGGGAAAUGUGAAUUGUAAUAUGAGAAUACUCAUUAAUUCAUUAUCACUCUUGGGAUGGGUCUUUGCUUGAA
Molecule: messenger RNA, 897 nt
Organism: Cajanus cajan (pigeon pea)
Lineage: Eukaryota; Viridiplantae; Streptophyta; Magnoliopsida; Fabales; Fabaceae
Product: 17.5 kDa class I heat shock protein
Source: RefSeq, a predicted model, not a curated record